AUGCUUACAUAUAGGCCUCAAUCUUGCCCCUGCAUAAGCCUCACUCACCAUUUAUCAAUGGAAGAUGAGAAUAAAGAAUUGCAGCUACUUUCUGGCACUCCAUAUACUGCAGCUUCUUCAUCACAGGAUUUAUCAUGGCCAUUGGAUUCUUCGAUGAAAUUCAGAUCAAUGAAUCAUUUUGAGGAUCCAUCACUUGACCUUCAAUUGUCAAUAAGCGUUAGUCCACUCCAGCCAGUUGCAGAUCAUGUUCGAAGAAGAAAAGUUAAAGAUUAUGAUGGUGGAAAGUUGGAAUCGAGCCGUGUUGAGGCCUUGAAAUGGCAGGCUGCUGAGCAAGCUCGAUUAGCAGCAAUGGAGAAUGCUUAUGCAGAGCGCGUCAAGGAGAUUACGCGGAGAGAGAUGGAAAUAGCGCAGUCUGAGUUUGUGCGUGCCAGAUACACGUGGGAGAGAGCGAGGGAGGAGGUUGAGAAAAUGAAGGCCAUGGCUAGUAGGCAUAUUGAUUCUACUUGCAGGGAAAUUACUUGCCAAUCUUGUAGACAAAAGUUUAGACCUUAG
Fraxinus pennsylvanica is the source of this 552-nucleotide messenger RNA. The record is from the annotation of a GenBank genome assembly. Lineage: Eukaryota; Viridiplantae; Streptophyta; Magnoliopsida; Lamiales; Oleaceae.